AUCCAGUUUUAAUUUGACCCAUUGUGAUUGUAAGAAUUAGAGCAACUGGUGAAUUUAUUUAGUGCAUGACCUUGAAAAUGUGUAACAAUGAGAAUUGAAAGUGCUCUUGAACAUUUUAGAAUAAUAGAUUUGGUGAAAGAGGAAUGGAUGCUAAGGGAAAAAAUAAAUGCUCUCUAGUACCUGGAGAGCUUGGACAAAUAUUUAUGACUGCUUUGCUUCAAGAAUCACAUAUUGAGUAUACACUCCAGCUUCUUUAUAUCCUGGAGUGGACGCCCAGCUCUCAUUACUAAAAAAAUACAGGAUACACAUAAAGGAUGUGAUGUUACGGCAUCAGAGGAAACUAAAGGAACAGGAAGUCUGACUGUCACACCCAAUUAUGUUUAGACUUUGUGCUGUUUAGUUCUUUAAAACACACAUUUCACUUGUAUUGUUGAUGAUUAAAGUAUGUCUAAUUCUGCUGAAGAAUCCUGCAGUAAAAACUUGCCACAAGGUCAAGCACCGAAGCGUUUACCUGUUCGAAACAUUUCUAUCAAGCGGAAGGAAAAUAGAGGACUUAAAAUUGAGGAACGGCUUAAACAAUUCAGUGAAGAAAAGCGGUUGAUGCAAGAAAAUCCCAAACAGAGAGAUUUCAAAGAACUGAGCGUGAGACCAGGAAGUGUGAAGGAACAUGCCGAAAAAUUAAAUAAACUUACUGUGGAAUCUGACCUCAUCCGCGGGACCUUUCCAGGGUCAAGUUCAGCAGAAAACAGAAGAAAAAGCAGUGGUUCUGAUGAUUACGGUUACUUCUUGGUGAAUACGUUUUCUCCAAGACAACGACAGUGGGCUCUAAAAUCAUCUCAGGCUGAUUAUCAUUCGUUAUUACGGCUGCUGAAAGAAGAACCCAAGCUUGCCUCUUUCAAGGACUUCAUCACUUGGUUUAACUCUAUACACUGGGCGGCCAAACAUGGGAAUGCUGAUGUCAUCAAGUUGAUAGCUGGUGUACAUAAAGUCAGCGCAAACACUCGCACGCAAGGGGGUUAUACGGCUCUUCAUCUAGCUGCAAUGGCUGGACAUAGAGGAAUCAUGGAGUUGUUGACUGACAUGUAUGGUGCUGACCCAGAUAUCAGAGAUUAUAGUGGCAAAAAACCACAUCAGUAUCUGAAGUUCAACAGGCAGAGUUCAGAUACAUGCACUGGGUCAUGUAAGAAGCAGUCUCCACCUCCUUCUCCUCUUCCAUCUCCCGUAGAAAGUACACCAUCAGUACAAAACGCUUCACGUACGGGCUUUCGGAGUAACCCAUUUUUCCGCAAUUCUUUUCAACAGUCGCUUCGUCGAGCUUCUAAGCCAAGUCUUAUGCGAUCAAACUCUCAGUCAAAGCACAAAUCAAAUCGUUAGUCAUGUGAGGGAAAUAUUGAAACUUUUUCCUUGUUUGCAAAUAGAUUUACAGAUUUUAACGGAAGACUAUUAACAGUGUAACUAUUGUCUGUGUUAAACUGAAGAACAUUAACAGAGUGACCAUUGUCUGUGUUAAACUGAAGAACAUUAACAGAGUGACCAUUGCCUGUGUUAAACUGAAGAACAUUAACAGAGUGACCAUUGUCUACAUUAAAUUGAAGAACAUUAACAGUGUAACUAUUGUCUGUGUUAAACUGAAGAACAUUAACAGAGUGACCAUUGUCUACAUUAAAUUGAAGAACAUUAACAGUGUAACUAUUGU
Molecule: messenger RNA, 1696 nt
Organism: Limulus polyphemus (Atlantic horseshoe crab)
Lineage: Eukaryota; Metazoa; Arthropoda; Merostomata; Xiphosura; Limulidae
Product: ankyrin repeat domain-containing protein SOWAHB-like
Exons: 11
Coding region: 445-1374 (309 amino acids)
Molecular function (GO): protein binding
Source: RefSeq, a predicted model, not a curated record